UGAGAGAGGGAGAAAGAGAGAGAGGAGCAGGAGCGCGCAUCUGCCUUCUGUCAAAAGUGACAGCUGUGUCCACUGCCUCCCCUGUAAAGGCAACCUACCAUUAUUCCACAACGAGCUUCAUCAGACUGGCUGCUUCUGAGGUCUCGUGCCUCAGGUCUGCUGUCUCGCGUUGUUCUUAUAUUUUUGUUUCAGAAUAUGUUUCAGUGAGCACAUCCAUGCGUUAGCACAGCACGCAGCGACAUUUCAUCUGACGGCGCGAGAGUUUCGAGUCCCAAAACUCGAAGCAAGACAUUUGCUUUCAUACAAACCGUUUUCUUUUAUUUUGCAUUUAGACUCGGCGAUUUUUCACUUUCGCGAGGAACCCUUUAGCAUUCACGUGUCCUUUUUGUUUAUUGCUGGGGCUAAACACUUGUUUCUUGUACAAUGUGUACAAGUUCUAGAUUAUCGUAUUUUGUCUUGCUCGGUCGUCCUUGAAAGAGAGAGAGAACCAGAAUAAGAGGGCUCUUGAAUCUGUCCACGCGUGAAAAUGCCUGUGCGCCGGGGACACGUCGCUCUUCAGAACACUUAUCUGGACACCAUCAUCCGGAAAUUUGACGGGCAAAAUCGUAAGUUCCUGAUUGCUAACGCCCAGGUGAAGAACUGUGGGAUUAUCUACUGCAAUGAGGGCUUCUGUCAGAUGUUUGGUUUCUCGCGGGCAGAGAUCAUGCAACAGUCCUGCACGUGUCAGUUCCUGGUGGGGCCGGGCACUAUAAAGAGCGCCCUGGGACAGCUGGCACAGGCCCUGCUCGGGUCAGAAGAGCGCAAGGUGGAGAUCCUGUUCUACUCUAAGGAAGGGGCGUGUAGGCCAUGUUUAGUUGAUGUCGUUCCAGUAAAGAAUGAGGAAGGAGUCGUAAUCAUGUUCAUCCUAAACUUCCAGGAGUUUUUAGACCCAUCUAUGAAAAAAGGUGGCAUUAAACAGCGGAUGGCACACAGCUGGCUACAGGCAGGUCAGAGACGCAAGAUGAGACUUAGAAUGCCCUCUCUCCGUGUCAAACGGCAGCCGUCCCUCCCUCAGGACCACUUUGAAGGAGUGGUGGUGGACUACCUACAGCCCUCUCAUGAGGAGGUGGCCCUGAAAGACCUCCAGAUGUCUCCAGACAGCUGCUUAAAAUCAGAGACCCAGGCCUUGAUUCAGCAGACCUCAUGUUCCCUCUCAUCCCCACUCUCACGGCCCUCAGACUGGCUAGAGCCUGGCGGACCCCCUCUCAAACACAGCCACUCCAGAGAGAGCGUAUGCAGCCUGCGUCGGGCAUCCUCACUGCAUGACAUCGAGGGCAUGAGGGACCAGUGGAGCGAUCUGAAGCCCACUAACUUAAACUCCACCUCAGACUCAGAUUUGAUGCGGCACCGGGCCAUUGGCCGCAUCCCUCAGGUGACGAUAUCUUUCGGCUCGGACCUCAGACCACCUUCCCCCACAGAGAUCGAGAUCAUAGCACCCAGCAAGAUUAAAGACCGCACACAGAACGUCUCAGAAAAGGUCACUCAAGUCACGCAGGUACUGUCACUCGGGGCAGAUGUGCUUCCCGAGUACAAGCUUCAAGCUCCACGCAUCCACAAGUGGACAAUUCUCCACUACAGCCCGUUCAAAGCAGUAUGGGACUGGAUCAUCCUACUCUUGGUGCUCUACACAGCCGUCUUCACACCCUACUCCGCUGCCUUUCUCCUCAACGAGCAGGAGGACGAGAGGAGGCGCACCUGCGGCUACACCUGCAACCCCCUCAAUGUAGUGGACCUGGUGGUGGAUGUCAUGUUCAUUAUCGACAUCCUCAUCAAUUUCAGAACCACUUAUGUCAAUCACAACGACGAGGUUGUCAGCAAUCCUGUUCGCAUCGCUCAGCAUUACAUCAAGGGCUGGUUCCUCAUAGACAUUGUGGCUGCGGUUCCCUUCGACCUGCUCAUUUUCAGAUCAGGUUCAGAUGAGCCUCAAACCACCACUCUGAUUGGCCUUCUAAAGACUGCACGGCUGCUGAGAUUGGUGCGAGUAGCGAGGAAACUGGACCGUUACUCUGAGUAUGGCGCAGCAGUUCUCUUCCUCCUCAUGUGCACCUUCGCCCUCAUCGCCCACUGGCUGGCAUGCAUCUGGUACGCCAUUGGAAAUGUGGAGCGCACCAGCUCUGCCCGUAUCGGAGGCAUGAAGAUCGGCUGGCUGGACAACCUGGCUGACCAGAUUGGCAAGCGCUACAAUGACAGUGACUCCUUCUCCGGCCCCUCCAUCAAGGAUAAAUAUGUAACUGCACUGUACUUCACUUUCAGUAGUUUGACCAGUGUGGGAUUUGGAAACGUCUCUCCUAACACCAACCCUGAGAAGAUUUUCUCCAUUUGUGUCAUGCUCAUUGGCUCCCUGAUGUAUGCCAGUAUCUUUGGCAAUGUGUCUGCUAUAAUUCAGAGGUUGUAUUCAGGCACAGCUCGCUACCACACUCAGAUGCUACGUGUGAAAGAGUUCAUCAGGUUCCAUCAGAUCCCAGGAGGCCUUCGGCAACGACUGGAAGAAUAUUUCCAGCACGCCUGGUCCUAUACUAAUGGCAUCGACAUGAACGCUGUGUUAAAGGGUUUUCCGGAGUGUCUGCAAGCUGACAUCUGUCUGCAUCUGAACCGCAGUCUGCUGCAGAACUGUACGGCAUUCCGGGGGGCGAGCAAGGGUUGUUUGCGUGCUCUGGCCAUGCGUUUUAAGACCACCCAUGCCCCACCUGGAGACACUCUGGUGCACAGUGGAGACGUAUUGACCGCACUAUAUUUCAUCUCCCGCGGCUCCAUAGAGAUCCUCAGAGAGGAUGUCGUGGUGGCCAUUUUAGGUAAGAAUGACAUUUUUGGGGAGCCCAUCAGUCUAUACGCCAGGCCAGGGAAAUCAAGUGCGGACGUGAGGGCUCUGACGUACUGUGACCUGCACAAGAUCCUGAGAGACGACCUGCUGGAAGUGUUGGACAUGUACCCCGAUUUUUCAGACAACUUCUGGAGCAACCUGGAAAUCACAUUCAACCUUCGAGAUGCAGACAGAAUCAUGCAUCAAACCCCAAGCGAGGACUCAGACUGUGGGUACCGUCGGCCCAGACAUCGGAGGAACCCCCUACAGCGAAAUCGGCCUGGUAAUGAUGGGAUGGACCGAGAUGGAAUGGACACGUACCCAGUCCAGUCCUGUUCCCCUGUGGGGAACCAUCGGGGGGCAAUACCGCUCUCACACUGGGAUGAGUUAUGCAGCAAUGCCAGUGCUGCUUCCCUGUCCAGUGAGGAGGACAUGAAGCCCCUGGUGUCCGACCGAGGGGAGAUGUACUCACCAGGGACAGAGAUGCAGGAAUACUCUCAUUCUGCAGUCAGCCAUCUGCCCCCGGGCAACAGCACAGCUUCUGCCACGGGAGGAACACUGGGAGGGGUACAUCCGUACACAGCAGCUCCUCUGAAUGUGUCGGGGUUAUACAGCUAUUUGCCCGACCGCAGGGCCAGUCAGUACUCUGAGAGUAAGAGACAUUCCUCUGCAGUGCAGGCCUGCUACCACCAUCACAGCCCCUUUGUUGAGGACAGACCGAACCAACUGCAAGCCCGCCUGGAGCUGCUGCAGUCGCAACUCAACAGACUGGAGACCAGGAUGACAGCAGAUAUAAAUGUGAUCCUGCAGUUGCUGCAGAGGCAGAUGGCACCUGUACCCCCCGCCUACAGCGCCGUUUCCCCAGAACCGCUGGCCCACCCCGCUCACCCCACCAGCCUGUACACUACAGCAACGCAUACCACUAUGCCCUCUUUACAGAUCUCUGACAGUACAUCGCCUGGCAAGAGCCCUGACUUGUACAGCUUCAAAGAGAAGUCUCCAGACUCUUUGUCCAGUGGGAUCCACCUGACAGUUGCCUCCAAUGACACCAUGUCCAUGUCCCCAGAGACAGAGCUAGCUGUGCCCACAGGAGAGCCUCAUCUACAGCCCCCGGGACUGCUGUGUAGAAACCUGCGCUUCCCAUCACUCCCGGACAGUCUGGAGAAUCCAAGCACACUGGAGGGAUCACCAGAAAUCCAGAGGCACAUGUCCGAUCCAGUCUUACCUGGAAGCUAGAGGCCAAAA
Molecule: messenger RNA, 4084 nt
Organism: Rhinichthys klamathensis goyatoka
Lineage: Eukaryota; Metazoa; Chordata; Actinopteri; Cypriniformes; Leuciscidae
Gene: kcnh6a
Product: potassium voltage-gated channel, subfamily H (eag-related), member 6a
Exons: 16
Coding region: 527-4075 (1182 amino acids)
Biological process (GO): membrane repolarization during action potential; regulation of heart rate by cardiac conduction; regulation of ventricular cardiac muscle cell membrane repolarization
Cellular component (GO): membrane
Molecular function (GO): inward rectifier potassium channel activity
Source: RefSeq, a predicted model, not a curated record